Molecule: messenger RNA, 1446 nt
Organism: Leptopilina heterotoma
Lineage: Eukaryota; Metazoa; Arthropoda; Insecta; Hymenoptera; Figitidae
Gene: pelo
Product: protein pelota
Exons: 10
Coding region: 175-1329 (384 amino acids)
Biological process (GO): RNA surveillance; nuclear-transcribed mRNA catabolic process, no-go decay; nonfunctional rRNA decay
Cellular component (GO): cytoplasm
Source: RefSeq, a predicted model, not a curated record
AAUCUAACCUUCAAUGAACCUCUCUUUCUGAAUUCACAUUCGACAUAGUAAAAUUCCUUCUUCAUUAAGAAUGUUUCAUGUGUAAAUGUUGUAAAUACUUCAAUGUACUGAACUAUUAUAAAACAUUUUGUCUUUAUUAUAAAUUAAAGUUACAAUGCACAACACAAUUUCAAGAUGAAACUGGUGAGAAAAAUUGUCGACAAAGAUGGAGAAGGGAGUGUAUCUCUCAUUCCGGAGAAUACAGAAGACGUGUGGCAUGCUUACAAUUUAAUAUGUGAAGGAGAUCAUGUCAGUUGUUCAACUAUCAGAAAAGUACAGACUGAGUCAUCGACUGGAAGCUCCAACAGUUACAGAGUGAGAACCACUCUUACGAUAUGCGUCGAAGGCAUUGAUUUUGAUACUCAAGCUUGUGUCUUAAGACUCAAAGGACGAAAUAUCGAGGAAAAUAAAUAUGUUAAGAUGGGAGCCUAUCACACUUUAGAUGUAGAACAAAACCGAAAAUUUACUCUAGUUAAACCCAAAUGGGAUUGUGUUUCAUUGGAACGAGUUGAUUUGGCCUGCGAUCCAACUCAAAAUGCUGACGUGGCUGCCAUUGUAAUGCAAGAAGGAAUAGCUCAUAUUUGUUUAAUAACAUCUAAUAUGACAUUAGUUCGUGCGAAAAUAGAUCAAGUGAUUCCACGGAAAAGAAAAGGACACGUUUCCCAACAUGAAAAGGGUUUAGCGAGAUUCUACGAAAGUGUAAUGCAGGGAAUAUUAAGACACAUUAGUUUCGAUAUAGUGAAAUGUGUCAUCAUCGCAAGUCCCGGCUUUGUCAAAGAUCAAUUCAUGGAUUACAUGGUCCAACAAGCAAUUAAGUCUGAUAAUAAAUUGAUUUUAGAUAAUAGAAGUAAAUUCAUGCUCAUCCAUGCGAGUUCAGGUUUCAAACAUUCACUGAAAGAGGUUCUAGCCGAUCCAGCAGUUGUGUCUCGUAUUUCGGAUACUAAAGCAGCAAGUGAAGUGAGAGCCCUGGAACUUUUUUACACAAUUUUACAAACUGAUCCCGAACGUGCGUUUUAUGGCAAAAAGCAAGUUGAACGAGCAAAUGAAAGUCAGGCUGUUGAGACACUUCUUAUUUCCGAUAAAUUAUUUCGUGCUCAAGAUGUUGCAUUGAGGAAAGAAUACGUGAAUCUCAUCGAAGGAGUUAGGGAUUCCGGAGGAGAUGUUAAAAUGUUUUCCAGUAUGCACAUAUCCGGAGAACAAUUAGAUCAACUUACCGGAGUGGCUGCUAUUUUACGAUUUCCAAUGCCAGAACUCGAAGAUGAAAGUGAUGAUGGAAGCGAUUCAGAGUAGACUGAUUUGAGAUAUUACCUUCUGCAAAGAAUUCAGUUGUUUAUUUUUGUGCUGUGAGCAUUAAAAAUAUUUGUAAUAUAAUAAAUGAACUAAAAAUAAAAACAUAAAUUUUAUUUA